UUUUUUUUAAAAUUUAAGAAUUUUAAGUUUAUCGAGCGUAAAAUGUUUUGUAAGUGUUACGAGUGAGUGUAGUAAGUAUUUAUAUACGAGGGUUAAAUACGGAACUUUAAGGAAAAAAUGUGAGUGACGCCUAGUAAUUUGAGAGUGACGUUUAACUACCCCAAUUUCAAACACAUAAGAUGACACUCUAUAGAAGUACUCGACAAAAUUGAAAAUCAAGAGAGCGGCAAAAAUUCAAAAAAUCCAUUACUUUACUCCACAGUUAACGGAUAUCCCUCAAUCACCCCCAAACGCAGGAUUUCGCAAACCCUAACUCAAAAUUACUGCAAUUACGAUCGCAUUACAACUAAAUUCCAACUUUAAGCUUAUUGAUUUCAAGCAUAUUCAUCAAAUUGCGUCAACAAUCGGAAGAAAUGGGCGUCGAAAACUAUCAUGUGAUUGAGCUUGUUGGUGAAGGUUCUUUUGGGAAAGUUUACAAGGGAAGAAGAAAAUACUCAGGCCAGACUGUUGCUAUGAAAUUUAUAAUGAAACAUGGGAAGAGUGAUAAAGAUCUUCAUAAUCUUCGGCAGGAAAUUGAGAUACUCAGAAAGCUUAAACAUGAGAAUAUUAUAGAAAUGCUCGACUCGUUUGAGACUGCACAAGAAUUCUGUGUAGUCACAGAAUUUGCUCAGGGUGAACUUUUUGAGGUUCUUGAGGAUGAUAAGUGUCUGCCUGAAGAACAAGUUCAAGCAAUUGCAAAGCAGUUGGUGAGAGCACUGCAUUACUUGCAUUCCAACCGAAUUAUUCACAGGGACAUGAAGCCGCAAAAUAUUCUUAUUGGUUCAGGCUCCAUUGUUAAGCUUUGUGAUUUUGGAUUUGCUCGUGCCAUGUCAAUGAACACUGUUGUACUUCGCUCCAUCAAAGGUACUCCGUUGUACAUGGCUCCUGAGCUUGUUCGCGAACAGCCAUACAAUCACACAGCUGACUUGUGGUCUCUUGGAGUGAUUUUGUAUGAACUUUUUGUAGGCCAACCUCCAUUUUAUACCAACUCAGUUUAUGCGCUUAUACGGCAUAUAAUCAAGGACCCAGUUAAAUAUCCGGAAAAUAUGAGUCCAGAAUUUAAAAGCUUCUUGAAAGGAUUACUUAAUAAGGUCCCACAACAAAGGCUCUCUUGGCCUGGCCUUCUUGAGCACCCAUUUAUUAAAGAUUCUUCAGCUGACUUGGAGACUAGGGAGUUGCAUUCUCCUACAAACCUGUCAACGGGGUGCGUAGCUUCUCGGAAAGGCGAAGCUCCAAAUAUUCCCCUGCCAGUGCGCUCUAACACGAUCACUCCUGAAAGUAUAAAUAAUACUCCUUGUGCUUCUGAUAAUGAAAAUUCAUCAGGCCUUCGUGAUGACCAACCAAAUGAGUCCGACAUGGCUUUGACAGAGCCAUCUCUUGAGCCUACAGGCAGUCAAACAGUAGAUAGACUGGAAAACAGUUCUCGCACUGUCAAAGGUGCAAAAGUGAUAGGCCAAAAAAAGGAGGCCCUGGCACUCAUUCUGGAACCGUUUAAAAGUUUUUCUAAAGCAAUGGGGAACUCUAUCAGGAAGGAAGACAUUUUGAAUUUGAAUCAGUCACUGAGAAUACUUUCAAACUUAGUUGCAGCAGAUGCUGUCACACAUACCAGUCGGGAUGAAAUAAUUUUUGAGCUUCUUGGACUGACUUCUGCUUUUCUUAGCCAAAAAAAGAUCGAUGCUUAUGACUUGAUUGCUAAGAGUUUCUUGAUUAUUAGAAGAUUAAUUGAUGGUGGUGGGGACAGCUUUGGGAGCUCAUUUUUUACCCAGUGGGUUGCGCUUGUUGAAUUGUUUUUACAGGUUGUUAGUAGUUUUGAAGAUUCGAGUGGUAGAGUUCUAUAUGAAUCUACCUCCUCUAUUGCAGUCAUGUUAAAUCAAGUUACUUCGGCUAUCAAAACAUUUUCUCCUUCUGGACCUUCUAAAGCUAUUGAUAUAUUGAAGCAAAUUCUUGAUCAUGCCAAAACAAGUGGUUUGGUUGAUCACCUUUGUGUGUGCUUAGCAGCUUCAGGAACAAGUAUGAUUUCAGGUUCCGCUAAUUUGUCACGUGUUGCUGCAGAAGGGUGCAGAGCUCUUUGGUUUUUAAUUAAUGCAUUGGAGACUUUUUCCCUCAAAGACAAAUCUGGGACAUUUCCACUCACUUCUUUGCGCAGCCAUUCAUUAGUCCGACUUGAUAUCGGAGAGAACGACAGGUCUCCAGAUGUUGGAACUGACUGUGAGAAGGUUCUUGAUGCUAUUACGAGAGCAUUUCUAGAUUCCAAACCAGUUCACUGUGCUAUAUUAUACUGCCUUCGUCAGCGUAAUGAAGCCGUGCUCUUUGCUGGUAUCCAGCUUCUACUGAGGUGUUCUAUGCGCAGUGGAUUAGUUCCGAGUGUGCUUUGUGGUCCUCCUAGUUCUUUGCCUGGCACAACUGAGGUAAGUGGUGGAGGGGAUCACACGCUUGUUUCUGAGAUAUUCUCCAUAAUAUCUCUUUGCGGAUCAUCCUUGAACAAAAAUUCACAAAUUAGUGAAGCUAAUGGCUCGAAGUGCAAAUUGGCUAAUCCUCAUGGGCUUGCUUUACAUUCAUGUUUGCUGCUUUCUACGAUAGCUCAAUCUUUCAAGUCACAUGGGAAAAGACACUCAGCAUCUAUUCUGACUUCUUCUUCAAAGAAACAGCAGGCAAGGCUUUCAUCAAUUGCUCAACUUUUUUCUUGUGAUGAUGGAGUUCCAUCUUCGUUUCACCCUCAUUGUGCAUCAGCCAUGCUAGCCUAUGCAUCUAUUUUAUCUCUUGGGAUUGGAACUUCAACUGAGUCUUCAUUAUUUGAUAUUGCAAUGCCAUUUAUCCCUCGAACUGCUACUCUUUGUGACCUUCUCAAAAUGAAUUAUAGAGUUGAGCAUGAGGGCAACUGCAAUGCCACAUAUAUGCUUUCUCACUGGCAUGGGCUGAGGGAUGGAUAUGUUGGCUUGCUUGAAUGUAGAUUAAAAUUGGGAGGACCUUUAGCUGUCCAACAAUUUUGUGCUAGUGGACUCCCACAACUUCUCAUAGAUUUUCUGGGCAACAAUCCUGUUGUUGAUUCUCAUGCAGCAGAUUGUGAUCGAGUUGGGCUAUCUCCUAUUGGAGUUCUGUGGGCUAUUUCUUGCCUAAGUCAUUGCCUUCCAGGUGGCUCUGCAACUUUUCGACAGAUAUUACUGCAGAAUGAACAUGUUGAAUGCAUUCGUGACUUGGUUUCUGAUGCUCAUCUGAAGCUCCUUAAAACUUGGGCGGGGCCUGGUGGGGGAAAGAGUGGAUUGAGGGAUAUUAUAAAUGCUGUGAUAGAUUUAUUGGCCUUUCCUUUUGUUGCUGUUCAAAGUGCUACUGGUUUGCCAUCCACCACUGCUUCCAUGAGCAGUGGGCAUCUCCUUAAUGUAGGCUCACCUGGUGCGAAAGUAUGCAGCAAAGACUCAGAGAUUAUGAAAGCAAUCAAGGAAAACAUGGAAAAGUACAUAAGGAUUCUUUUAGAGGCAGGGAUACCUAUCAUAAUUUUGCGAUGUGCUGAUGGUUUGGAGUUGAAGGACAUGCAAAGACCAGUGGCGUUUCUUGCAAAAAUGACCAGCCAUAAACCAUUAGCCAUUCAUCUUGUGGGGAAGGGGAUGCUAGAAGCUUCCAGAAUAAGAAGAUUGUUUGAUGGUUCAUGUCCUAAAGGGGUCAUCCUGGAUGUUCUCAUGAUAGUUUCUGAACUAGCACGCAUGGACAAGGGUUUCUAUGAAUACAUCGACAAGGCAAACAUUUUGACACGCUUAAAGGAGUUCCUCACUUCUGAAGAUUCUGAUUUACGUGCAAAGGCUUGCAGUGCUUUAGGAAAUAUGUGUCGAUAUAGCUCUUACUUUUAUGAUUCACUGGCAAGGCAUGGUAUCAUCAGUCUACUCAUCGAUCGAUGUGCUGACCAAGACAAGCGUACUAGGAAAUUUGCCUGUUUUGCUAUUGGAAAUGCAGCUUACCAUAAUAAUUUGUUGUACGAAGGACUUAGAAGUUCCAUACCUCAACUAACGAAUCUGCUGCUUUCUCCUGAGGAGGAUAAGACAAAAGCUAAUGCUGCUGGUGCUCUAAGCAAUCUCAUUCGCAAUUCCAAUGAACUCUGCGAAGACAUUGUGUCUAAUGGUGCUAUACAGGCUUUACUUAAGGUGGUCUCAGAGUGCUCUACAGUAGCCCUGAAUCCUCCGAGAAGGGAUGCUGUGAAUGAGUCUCCCCUGAAAAUUGUUCUCUUUGCUCUGGCGAAAAUGUGUGCACACUCACCUUGCAGGCAGUGCAUUCGUGCUUCAGAGCUGUUUCCUGUGGUAGCACAACUUCGUCAAUCACCUGAAGAUUCUAUAGCCAAGUAUGCAUCCUUAAUUUAUGAUAAAGCCAAUGGAGUUUGAACCCUGACUUAUAAAUAGGACUUACGUGCCCAUGAAGUAGCAUAUCAAUCAACAACAGUCGGAGAUUCACCCUGAUAAAUUGGUGCCAGCAACAAGAUGCGAUGCAGCUUUGGACAGAAUUAUGAGAUAAAAUGUAAAGGAUUCUGGAUGAAAUUUCCUUGUAUCAGAGUGGAAUGCCAACUCUUUAUCAUUGUACAUAUGCUUUUUGGUAAUAUAUAUGAAGAUCACCAUAAUAUUAAUUAUCAGCAUCACUAA
This is a messenger RNA of Chenopodium quinoa (quinoa), 4661 nucleotides long. RefSeq names its product serine/threonine-protein kinase TIO-like. The record is from RefSeq and is a predicted model, not a curated record. Gene Ontology annotation, biological process: protein phosphorylation. The transcript is spliced from 22 exons. Gene Ontology annotation, molecular function: ATP binding; protein kinase activity; protein binding. The coding region runs from base 414 to 4406 and encodes 1330 amino acids. Gene Ontology annotation, cellular component: cytoplasm. Lineage: Eukaryota; Viridiplantae; Streptophyta; Magnoliopsida; Caryophyllales; Amaranthaceae.